Molecule: messenger RNA, 831 nt
Organism: Nymphaea colorata (pocket water lily)
Lineage: Eukaryota; Viridiplantae; Streptophyta; Magnoliopsida; Nymphaeales; Nymphaeaceae
Product: RING-H2 finger protein ATL8-like
Exons: 2
Coding region: 1-831 (276 amino acids)
Source: RefSeq, a predicted model, not a curated record
AUGAGGGUGCAGAGGAGCGCCGCGAGGAUGACCACCGCGUCCGAGUUCACUGCCCCGUUCGGCGGCUCGCCCCCACCUCCUCCGGUAGACGCUGCCGGUCCGGCCAGCGGCCGCCAGGAGAGUCUCGCCCCAGAGAUGAGCGCAUUCGAGUGUGCAAAAGUCCCCUAUUCCUUCUUCCCUUUUGCACACUCGAUAGGGCUCAUCUCUGGGGCGAGACUCUGCCGGCGGCUGCUGGCCGAACCCGCAGCGUCGACUGGAGGAGGUGGCGGAGAGCGGCCGAACGGGGCCGCGAACUCGGACGUGGUGGUCAUCCUGGCGGCGCUACUCUGCACCCUCAUCUGCCUCGUCGGCUGGGGCUUCAUGACGCGCUGCGCCUGCUGGUGCCGCUUCGGCAUUAGCAGCGGCGGCAAUGGCGAUUACGACCACGUAGAGGCCAACAAGGACCUCAAGCAAAAAGCCAUCCGCGAUAUUCCCGUCGGGGCCUUCGACGCCGGGGCCGGCAACUCCACCGACUGCGCCAUCUGCCUGUCCGAGUUCCUCACCGGCGAGCAGGUGAGGGUCCUUCCCCUUUGCGGCCACUGCUUCCACCCAUCCUGCAUGGACACCUGGCUCUCGUCCCACUCCUCCUGCCCAUCCUGCCGCCGCCUUCUCCUCUCCCGGAAGACUGCCGCCCCUUCCCCUCCUCCCUCGCCACUGCCUCCAACCGUCCGGAGGUGCCAAAGGUGCGGGUUGCCGGAGAAUUGCUUUCAGGCGCCCGCCCCUGAUGCCGCCGCCAGUGGCGCCGUACGGAGUGUCGACCAAGAGUCAAUUACAGAGAAGGUGAUCCAGUAA